ACGCCAACUGUUAUGUAGGUGUUUGAGUGUAGUGGGCAGUAUAGCAACAACUAUAGCAACUUAGGUGUCAGCUAUCCGCCAUAUUGGCGAGCAUCUAUCUCUUGCUUUGCUUUGAUUUGCUUUGCUGUAUACGUUAUUGCCGUUCGUGAUUUUGUGUGACAGUGCUUUUCUGCAGGCAAAAUUUAAAUAAGCGAAAAUGUUUAAAUAUUUGUAGUGUGGAACAAUGGCCGAGCACAGCAUUAGAGUUGGCCAAAAAGUGCAAAUUGUCGGUAGAAAUCUACGUGGACAAGUAGUCUACGUGGGCUUGACUAGCUUCUCGCCUGGUAAGUGGAUAGGCGUGGUGCUCGACGAAAAGGAUAAAGGCAAAAAUAAUGGCACCGUCAAGGGCAUCACCUAUUUCAAAUGUGCUCCUAAUUGUGGUCUAUUCGUGCGUCCAUCACAAUUAAAUUUAAUACAAAACCAAGAAUCCGGUGAAAUGACAGAAUCAGCAGCGCACGUCGGCCAGACUGGAGGGCAAACCAGUGGCGUCUCUUCGGCCGGAAAUGAAAAAAAUCCAACGCCAGCAUCAACUGAAUCAACAGCUGCGUCGCGUACUGCUACUGCAAAAUCGCUUGAAAGGAAUGCAGCGCAAAUUGAAAAAUCUGAGAAGUCAACAACAACAGCACAAAAGGUAAUGCCUGCGCCGAGUGCAACAGCGAACAGCAGUAACGGGACGGGUGCCACGAAUGGCAAUAUGUUGAAAGCGACCAAAAUCAAUCAACCCAUACAAGCAAAUCAACGUGUCAUCUCUUCCAAUACACAACUGGAGCUCUCAUUUACGGGAGCUACAGUAUCCGUUGCUGCACCCAAGCGCAGUAAGACUACUGUGAGCCCCUCAGAGUCAUUUUGCUGUGUCCGUCAGCGUUCGGCAUUUGUAGAGACGGGCUUUCUCGAAAUUCUCCAUACUCAGUUUACGCCUGGUCAUCCACAACGUUCACCCACUGUGUUCAACAUUGCUAAUGGCGCACACAGUGCAAUUGCCAUCAGUCCCACAGAGCAGCUGCAACAACAACAGCAGCAACUACAGCGUUGUAAGGAUUUGGAGGCGCAAAAUGCGAAAUUAAUGGAGGAAUUGGAGGACUUGAAGAAUCAGCGUUUGGACGACAAGCGGCGUUUGCAUGAAUUGGAACGGGUGCGCUUGCAGAAGGAGCAGUUGAGCGAAUUCAAAACACAGAUUAUGGAGCAGCAUGGUAUGUUGCAGCGUGAAUUGCAACGCUGCCGCCAAGAGCUGAGGGAAGCGAACGAAAGUAAAACCAAGUAUAAACGCGAACUAGACGAGGUGGCUGAGAAUAUUGAGUUGCUCACGUUGGACAAGGAAAUGGCGGAAGAGCGCGCCGAAACUUUACAAAUCGAGUUGGAGGCGGCUAAUGAACGCAUUGAGGAACUCAGUUUGGACGUUGAGAUAUUGAGAGCAGAAAACGACAAUACGACUUCGGCAGCAAUUGGUGUGCAUGCUGAAAACGAACUGAAGGAGGAAAUCAUACAGCCUACAGCAGCGGAGAUGCGACGACUCGAACAGUAUAAUCAACGCCUGCGCGAGACAGUGGUGCGUCUGCGCGAUGUACUGACACACGAAAAGCAAGAUCUACAAAAGGCCAACAAGGAACUGGAGACGAAGACGUCUGAGAUCUCAGAACUUAAGAAAACGAAAGAGAUACUUUCGAAACGUAUUGAUGUAAUGGAAAUGCAUAUUAUCGACUUGAAAGAGCAAGUAGAUGCAGCACUGGGUGCAGAGUCCAUGGUUUCAUCGUUGGCCGAAUCGAAAAUAGAGUUAGAAGAACGUGUGAAAUUGCUGGAGGAAGAAGUUAUGGAACUGGAGGCGCUAGAGGAGAUACAUGAGCAAAUAAUUGAAGGUAAUCAAGAAUUAGAAAUCGAUUUAAGAGAAGAGAUAGAUGCGCUCAAUAUAACGAUAAAAAUGUUACAAGAAGAGAAAAACAAUACGUUGGAAACCAUAUACGACCGAGAUGUGACCAUUAUGAAAUUUAGGGAGCUUGUCAAGACUUUAAAUAAUAACAUCCUCUCAAGAGAGCCGCCAACAAAUGCGCUAGGCUUGGGCACAGGCACUUCCACUUCGGAUGAUCUCAGCAGUACACUCUCGAAUCAGGACGAAACGCAAAGUAUUGACUUCAAUCACAUGUUUUCGGUGACAAAGGCAUGUGAAAGAGCCAUUGAUGUGCGUCUAAAUGCAAUUGAACUCAAGCUGUGUAAAGCACACAUUGGUCACCUACUGGCGUUCGUGCCCGAAGAUAUCAUGCUGCGUGGCAGCGAACACGACAUCAUAUUGGUGCUGCUCCUGCUGCAACGUUUGUAUGAAAAAAUUGAAAUUAUAUGCCACAUAAUUAAUGAAAAGUUUCCAUCUUCGUGUGAGUUCGCCAAAAGUGCAAUAUUCGAGGGUUUUUCCGUGCAGCGAUUCGCUUUCCGCUGCAAAUGUCUCUACGUAUUGCGCAGCCUCAAAUUAGUCAUAAAGCAACUAAUUUUCGGUUUAAGUCACAGUGAUUACGAGGUGUGCACACAUGCCGCCAUAUACCGCGGAGAGAUGGAGACACAAGAGAAGUCUAUCGAUGAAUUGAUAAAUCGUCUAAAGGGCGAUAUGUUGGAUGAAAAUACACCAAUGGAGGGAGUGGAGCGGACACUAUCAUUUUUCAAUACACUCUAUACAAAUCUCAUUUGCACACAGAAUAUUGCCGAACUGAUUGAUGAACAGCAACUCUACGUUAUGCUCGUGGAGGUACUCGAGGUCUACCUGGACUGCAUUAACACGAAUGCUGGUAUUCUGCAUACCAUCAUACAGUUGGGAGAUGAAAACACCGAAUCCUUUUGGGCCAUGCAAUUCCUUAUGGAAAACGUCAACCAAUUCAAGCAAAAACUGCGGAAGCUGCAACGCAAGCUUACCUCUGCCACUAUCGAUAUUUCUGCCAUGCAGCAACAACAAAUUGAACGCAUACAACAUAUACUAACUUGCAACGAACAUUUCGGUAGAUUUGUGAACAUUUUAAUAGCAACAGUCAAAGAUGGCACAAAGGACAUAUCGGCGAAUACUCUUGUUAACAACGAAGAUUAUUCCUGCGACGCAGCCAUCGAGCAUAAGAAGCUUUGGAAAAUUCUUGUUUCCAAUUGCACCACAUAUGCGGUAGAGGAAAAGUCAACGCCAACUGCCUUAUUCCAUCAGUGCAUUCAGCAGCUUGACGAACUUAUUAAUGAGCUCACCGUUUUCAUCUCGGAGAAUGAGACUUUGCGCAGUGCAAAUAAGAACACAAUGUUUGUGCGCUCCUCAGCCACCACGCUGUUGCAACGCGCCAUGCAACUGAAACAGCAAACAGAUGAUAUAAAGUCACUAAAACACGCUUUGCUCGAAAGAGAUAAAGAGAUCAAAACACAAAAAUAUUUGGCGAAAAUGAAACAGAACGAAUUUUCCGAAAUGCAAGUACGCAAAGAGAAUGCAGAAAGGAACCUAAUAAAAGCUCAGCGCAACCAAGAGGAAUCACUGACACAGAUUAUCGAACAUAUCGAACAUUUCGACAAGUUAAUAGGCGAGCGGGAAAAUGCUAUUACACAUUCUUUCAAUAUUAUGCAAAUGAAGCUCGCCGUCAUGGAACAGAAUCAUACACGACUGGAGCAAGUGCUCACUGCACGCAAGCAGGUAAUUAAUUUCUCUACCGGCGAAAGUGAUCGCGAAAUUGAAACGCUCAAUAAAUGUUUACGUUAUGAGCGAGAGGAACGUAUUAAAUUGCAUUUCAACGAAAUGAAAACGCGCAUGCGCAGCUUCGAACCGCUACAUGUGCCGCAACAAAAGGGUUUGGUGAAUGACAACGAAACACGGCUGGGUAGGGAAUUACGAAUGUUAAAAAACCAAUGGAUACUUUCACAUAUCAAAUUAAAACCAAAUAUGGAAACCGAACGUAAUUCGCUAAAACGAAAAUCAAAUGAACUCUUACAACGUACAAUGAGUACAUACUUCAAAUCGCAUCCGCAUCGCUGCGCAUUCAGUGAUUUUGGUGCUUUCGGCACAAGGGAUUUGAAGGAGAUAUUUGAAUGAAGCCUUUUCUUAGAAUAUACUCGCUAAAUUACAAUACAAUAAAAUAUUAUUAUAUAUAU
Messenger RNA from Ceratitis capitata (Mediterranean fruit fly), 4134 nucleotides. Its product is annotated as dynactin subunit 1. Bases 224 to 4075 code for a protein of 1283 amino acids. The record is from RefSeq and is a predicted model, not a curated record. NCBI's taxonomy places the organism in Eukaryota, Metazoa, Arthropoda, Insecta, Diptera, Tephritidae. The transcript has a single exon.